Myxocyprinus asiaticus (Chinese sucker) is the source of this 2291-nucleotide messenger RNA. Its product is annotated as MOB kinase activator 1B-like. The record is from RefSeq and is a predicted model, not a curated record. Lineage: Eukaryota; Metazoa; Chordata; Actinopteri; Cypriniformes; Catostomidae. Gene Ontology annotation, cellular component: cytoplasm; nucleus. Bases 152 to 838 code for a protein of 228 amino acids. Gene Ontology annotation, biological process: positive regulation of protein phosphorylation; hippo signaling. Gene Ontology annotation, molecular function: protein kinase activator activity. The transcript has 7 exons.
UUGAAUGGGAAGGAGAACUUUUGUACGGACAGGAUCAGUGCUGGAGUACUAAGGACAUUACUGCUCCAAUACCUUGCUUUUCAACAUUCAACCGUCAAAAUAGCGAAUUACUAUCGAUUUCCGAAGCACAGUAUUUUUUCUUCAAGGAGAGAUGAGCUUUUUAUUUCGCCUGACUUGUGAAAAUGUCAUUAGGGGCAAAAGUGGAAACCGCUCAUCGAAGACGUUCAAGCCGAAGAAGAACAUUCCAGAGGGCUCACAUCAGUACGAGCUCUUGAAGCAUGCAGAGGCCACGCUGGGCAGCGGGAACCUGCGCAUGGCUGUCAUGCUGCCCGAUGGAGAAGACCUCAAUGAAUGGGUGGCAGUCAACACUGUGGACUUCUUCAACCAGAUCAACAUGCUGUAUGGGACCAUCACAGACUUCUGCACUGAGGAAAGCUGCCCACUUAUGUCUGCUGGACCUAAAUAUGAAUAUCACUGGGCUGAUGGAACCAACAUAAAAAAGCCAAUUAAAUGUUCUGCUCCAAAAUACAUUGAUUAUCUGAUGACUUGGGUCCAGGAUCAGCUUGAUGAUGAGACACUUUUCCCUUCAAAAAUAGGUGUCCCCUUCCCAAAGAACUUCAUGUCGGUAGCUAAGACAAUUUUGAAGAGACUUUUCCGUGUUUACGCUCACAUCUACCACCAGCACUUUGACUCUGUUAUCCAGCUCCAGGAAGAGGCGCACCUCAACACCUCUUUCAAGCACUUUAUCUUCUUUGUUCAGGAGUUUAAUUUGAUUGACCGCAAAGAACUAGCACCCCUUCAGGAGCUGAUUGAGAAGCUCACCUCAAAGGACAGAUAAAUCUGCUCUUCCUGUCAGCACGUCCUCUCUAAUUUCUGUGUACAGGCAGCCUGGCUUUGUUCUCUCUUUGUUUGGCAUGUGUGUGGGAAUGUUUCCUCAGAGAGUUGGAAAAGGGCUGAUUCCACAAAACCCUCGAUAAGCCACAACUCAAGUAUAGGUCAGGAUCAUAGUGGAUUUAGACUGAAGUCCUUUUGACGUUGUCUCAAACACGAUUUAAGUGCCUGAUAUGUCCACAUUCAAAUGGCUAGCUUUUGUACAAAAAGCACCACCACUGCUUUAAAACUUGUUUAAGAUUAUGCUUUUGACUUUUUUUGUAGGUGAACAUUGAUAUUAAAAAAGUAAUUAGUGAUAAGUAAGCUUGUUAUCCUCUUAAUGGAUUUAUUUAGAUGUUCCUAGAUUAAAAUAACGAAUGAACCAUUGAGAUGAAACAUUUUUAAGUCUGCGUUUCUUUUCUUUUUUUUUUUUUUUUUUUAACCACUCCUGUGGAGAUGUUUGAAAAUUCCGUUAUCAGUUUCUGUUAUAGGACUGCUUUGUUUGCAUCAGAUUGGAUCAAGCCCUCAGUCUUUCUGUUUGUUGUAACACAUUUCACUCAUAACUGAUGAACUUUGCCCUGAGCCUACAGUUUGCCUGAUAAUGCUUUUAUACCACUACAAUAUUUAUAAAUAAGUACUUGUGUUGAUGUGUCGGUUUUCGCAGAUUGACUACCAGAGGUUAGGGGUUUGUCUGUUGGAAACUGGGAUGAAAUGUACUGACUAUGCAAGAUUGGGAUGUCUUAUUAAUAAUCUCUCUCUUUUUUUUUUUUUAUACCUCAUGACAUACACCAGUCCGCCAUAGACAUAUUUAUUAAUGGAAUUAUCAAUUUCUCUAGCCCUACUUAAGCUUUUCCCCCUCAAAAUCUGUGUCUGUGUCUUAAUUAUUUCAAGGAUCCAUAAUAUAGUCUUUUACUUAAAAUACAAGAUAAUAUGAGAUGGUGAAUACAAGUUGGAUAAAAAUCGAUAACAGAUUUGAUAAUAGUUUUGCAUAAUGAUAAACUCCUUUAUCAAUGAUAAUGUAAUGACAAAUUAGAUUAAUAAAUAUAGUACAAAAUCAUCCUUUUUAUAAAAAAAUAAAAAAAGAAGAGGGGUGGUAGUGUAAAUAAUUACAUUCCCACUAACUUAAACAAUGCAUAUCUUUGGUCUAUGAAGUUUCACCCUGUGAAUGUUCAUUUUUCUGAAUGUUACAGAAAAUAUGUUAUUAUUCUAAAUAACACAUUACUAAAAUAUUUCUCAGAAAUAUUCAACUGUUUCAAAAGAGUAUAAGAUCGACUUUACACAAAUGUACUAAACAUUUUUGAUGGCAAGUUGUAAAUAAUAUAAUCAGUAAAGUUAUGCAAUUGGAAUAGCCUGAAAUGCUAAAAUCACUGAACUUUUGUGGUACAAUUCUGAAUACUGUUUAUAGGAUAAUAAACCUUGUU